GUGUAAUUUUUCGGCCACUUCAUUUUUCUAGAGAGAGAAAGUGAUUAUUUGGGGUUCCAAUAAUAUCAUUUUGUGUAUAGAAAAUAUCUAUAAUAUUUUCUAAAUAUUAUUAGAAAUAUUUUCUAUAGAAAUAUACAAGAUUAUUAUUAUCCCAAUUUUAAUCUUUAUAUUUUAUACUACUAUAAUCUUUACUAGCAUAAAGAUUGUGGUAGACUCCGGCGUUGUUCGUGUGUCAAAGUUUGAGACCGGACGCUUGAACAGUUACGUUUGCACUUUCAACGCUCUUCCUACGACUUCUUCAUUUUUACCGCUUACGGAGAAAGGUAUUGUUGCCGUCGUAGGAUUGCCGCGGUCGUGAGCCGUUUUGACGUCCGCGACCUCACCCCCGAUUUCCACCGCCACGGUCUUGGCCUCGUCCGUAGCCUCCAUGUUGUCCGGGAUUGCCGUCACCAUAGCCUAUGCCUCCAUGCUGUCCGCCAUAGCUGCCGGGAGUACCGCCGUGGUAGCCGCCACCGGCACGGUUCGUGAGAAGAGUCGUGGUGCCCGAGUCGGUGGGACUCGUUCGUUGUCGAUCCAGAAGCAUGAGUGCAGAACGGACCUGCAGAAAAGUGGGCAUGGGAUCCUGAAAUUGCAUGAAAGAUGUUUGUGCCUGAAGAUCUGCAGGAAGACCACGAAGCAUUUGGAGAACAAGUUGGUGCUGGGAGAGUGGUGCAUCGACAUCGUCCAGCCAGUCGGCCAGAUUCUGCAAUUGUUGGCAAUAAGCCACCAUGGUGGAGUUGCCUUUGAUGGUCGUGUGAAAUUCAUGCUCGAGUUGCAUGGCCCUGGCAUGUUUGUUGUCGUGGAAUAAGUCGUGAACGACUUUCCAGAGAGCAGAGGCAGUAGAAACAGAGGAGAUUACCAGAUCUGAGACCUCAUCGGUGAUGGUAGAGAGAAUCCAACCGUGGAGGAGAGCGUCGAGUUGGAACAUUCAUCGUCGUCAUCGGAGAGGGGGACGACGGAGCCAGUGAGGUAACCCUGGAGGUUGAAGCGCCGAACAAGAAGGAGAAAAAGUCGGCUCCACUUUCUGUAGUUGGGUUGAGAGAGACUGAGUUGAACAGGAACAUGG
Messenger RNA from Cuscuta campestris, 1105 nucleotides. Lineage: Eukaryota; Viridiplantae; Streptophyta; Magnoliopsida; Solanales; Convolvulaceae. The record is from the annotation of a GenBank genome assembly.